AUGUUCUUCGUCAAUGAARCCGUGGACGUCAUACUCGGUGGCGACGUCUAUCCACAGAUUAUGCUUGUUGGCAUACGCAAGAACGUACAGGGAUCGCUUCUUGCGCAAGAGACCGUGUUCGGUUGGAUAGUCACGGGGCGUGCAAAUAGAAUUGAGCUAACCAACACUUGCUUCUCAUAUUGCAACGAAAUAUCGCUGGAAAAGCAGUUAGCUUCAUUCUGGGAAGAGAUGCCCAAGGAAAGGAAAUUAAGAGAAGAAGACAGGUAUUGUGAAGUUUUCGUGAACAAAAACACAACGAAGCGAAAUGAAGACGGAAAGUACGUUGUAUCGCUACCAUUUAGGAAAGACUAUCCGGUCAACAUUAGGUUAGGUAGUUCAUUAAAGAUUGCGUACACCCAGUUUUAUCGCAAUGCAACUCGGUUGUCCAAAGAUGAAAAUCUGCAAAAAGAGUACAACUGGGUUUUAAAGGAAUACGUUGAGAUGGGUCAUAUGGUAAAGAUACACACCUAUCAAAGGGCCGACUCUAGUGACAACUAUUACCUGCCUCACCAUGCCGUUAAGAAAGAAGAGAGCACAUCUACAAAAGUGCGUGUGGUGUUCAAUGCAUCGCAAUCAAGUUCAAACU
This is a messenger RNA of Bactrocera latifrons, 625 nucleotides long. RefSeq lists its product as uncharacterized. The record is from RefSeq and is a predicted model, not a curated record. Lineage: Eukaryota; Metazoa; Arthropoda; Insecta; Diptera; Tephritidae. The transcript has a single exon. The annotation marks the transcript as partial.